AAACAUUCUAUAACUCAUAGACACCACUAAACCUAAAAGUCUAAUGUAGUUAUGUUCUUUUAAUUUGAUCAUAUUUGCUGUAAUGAAAUGGAUUUUAAUUAAUUAAUUAAAUUUUGCUUUAAAUAUUAAUUCAUUUGACAUGCAGUGCUGACAAGAAAAUUUUCAGAUAUGUUGCUGUUGGAGAUGAACCGUUUCACCGAAGUUAUGGAGAGCAGUUCCAUGGCUUUGUAAUUGGAGCAGCCAUGAAUAUUCAUACAGCUUUAGCAAGGGCAAACUUGGGAGAUGAGGUGAAAGUUGUUGUUCCAUGUAGUUUUGAUACCUUUGUAUCAGAAUCUAACCUGCCCUCAAAAGGGCACUUCAGGACUGACCUGAAUAGAACCAUGGUUGAACUCCUCACGUUUCUCAGCAAGCAGCAUGCACCUUUCUUUGUGACUAUCUCUCCAUUUACAACUUUCCAAGAAAACAAGAACGUGUCCCUUGACUUCAUCCUUUUCAAAGAAAGUGCUCACCCUCACAAUGACAGCCGCAGAAUAUACAAGAACAGCUUUGACUUGAGCUAUGAUACACUGGUCACUGCAUUGUCAACAGUUGGGUUCUCAGAAAUGGACAUUGUUGUUGCGGCAAUUGGUUGGCCUACAGAUGGAGCAGCCAAUGCCACCUCUGCUGUUGCACAGACCUUUAUAAAAGCUCUUAUAGAUCACCUUCAUGGUAAGACAGGGACCCCACUCAGGCCUCGGAAUCCACCAACGGAAACAUACAUUUUAAGCCUCUUAGAUGAGGAUCAAAGAAGCAUAACCUCUGGAAACUUUGAGAGACAUUGGGGGGUAUUCACAUUUGAUGGCCAAGCCAAGUACCAUGCUAAUAUCAUUCAGAGUUCAAAAGACCUUGUCAAUGCACAAAAUGUGGAAUAUCUUCCUUCCAAGUGGUGUGUUGUAAACAAUAACAAAGACUUGUCUAAUGCAACUGCAAGUGCUUUAGAGGCAUGUUCUGUAUCAGAUUGUACUGCACUAUCCCCUGGUGGUUCCUGUUCCAAUAUUAGUUGGCCUGGAAAUAUAUCAUAUGCUUUUAAUAGCUACUAUCAGCAGCAUGAUCAGAGGUCAGAUAGCUGUGAUUUUGGUGGACUGGGUCUGAUCACAACCGUUGAUCCAUCAGUAGACAGCUGCAGAUUUUUUGUUGGACUACGCACUUCUCAUUCAGCUUCACUACAGGCAGUCCAUCCAUCCUGUUGGUUGGUUUUGCUCCUGGUACAUAUGUUGUUUCUUGUUUGCUAAACUAAAUGAUAGAGAAAUGCUUUCAAAUCUGCAUGAGGCUGUCUUUUAAUGAUGUUUGCUGUGUAUGAGGCUUAGAUUAGUUUGAGAGCUCUUGAUAUGAAUUUUCAGCUGUAAAAGGAAAAAGAGGAUGGAGGUCUGAAUUGUGAAAAACAACAUCCUCUGGUUUUGCCUAUUGGCUUUAUUUCAGAUCUUUCUGAUUGUUUCCACUUGAAAUGGAAGAGCAUCUGGUAGAAUAUUUCUGAUAAACAUUUAGUAAUGAAAUCGGUUGACAUAGGGUAUGCCAUCAGUUGAAGAAAUGGGGACUCAUGUUCUUUUAAUCUUUUUCCACAUGAUCUGGUUGAUGGCCACAAGGAAAACAUCCUCUGGUCUUGCGUAAUGGCUGCUAAUUCUGGAUCUUCAUGCUUCACAAAAAGUUUCUUGUGUCUGCCACUGUAUCUAUUUAUUGAGAGCUGCCCAUCUAUCUAUCAAGGUAUUGUGUUGUACCCCCCCUUCCCCUUUAUUUUUUGGGUAUAUCGGAAGCCUCAAGCUAGAGAAUGUAUUCUCCAUUUUGAUUUGUUAUUCCCAACCAAACAUUACCAUUCAAUGUGUGUUCCAUCUUGAGGCAAACACAUUAAACCAGAUUAUAUCUU
Messenger RNA from Rubroshorea leprosula, 1900 nucleotides. The record is from the annotation of a GenBank genome assembly. Lineage: Eukaryota; Viridiplantae; Streptophyta; Magnoliopsida; Malvales; Dipterocarpaceae.